Molecule: messenger RNA, 4104 nt
Organism: Liolophura sinensis
Lineage: Eukaryota; Metazoa; Mollusca; Polyplacophora; Chitonida; Chitonidae
Product: mitochondrial amidoxime-reducing component 1-like
Exons: 7
Coding region: 2723-3424 (233 amino acids)
Molecular function (GO): catalytic activity; pyridoxal phosphate binding; molybdenum ion binding
Source: RefSeq, a predicted model, not a curated record
GGAGGGACGUAGAGCAGAAUUUCGUUUGUCUGCAGUGGAAAAUUUCCAGGGACGUGUAAAUACGUUCUAAGGAACUACUGAGCUAUUAUGAGCUUAACUUUGCUUAGCCAUCAUAUGUAUAUUAUCCUUCAUUUACAAUACCACUCAACGUAGGCCUAUGCUUUCAGUGUCAACACACAGGCAUACAAGUACAUUUGAUUCGAUCGGAAAUAAAUAGGUCAAGUGAAAUGUGAGGUGUGCAAUUACUGACACUGAGGAGUUUGUUAGUUCAUGCAGUCAGUAACAAGGACACAGUGAAUUUACUGGAUGAAAACAGGAUGUUUUCUUGCUCAACUGACUGACUACCUAUCAGAAACAACAUAACUCACGAGUGAAGCACAAACACGACAGUCGAUCUUUUUUCAGAUCGAACGACAAUGAGUAACACGUGUGUAUCUAUACUUGUCAGAUGUAUACAAACUCGUAAAGCUAUCAAGCCGCAAUACCUGCGUGUUAUCCUGAUCGAAAACCAGAACGUACCCGGCAUUACAUCAUCUGUAUACGUACAGAUAAUUAAUAAUUUCUAAUAAUUGAAUAGCUGGACAAAUUCGCCGGAAAAAGCAUGCAGUCGUUCCACCCGAACGUGUAUCGUGCACAAAGAAUAUUUUGGAUUUAUAUGGUAGAGAGUGUGAUACAGUACUUAAACGCAUAAAUAAAUACUUUGCGAGUCAAAAUACGGCAAAAAAGCUAUAUCAAGAUGACUGAAACACAAACAAUCCCAUCCUCAAAAAGAAACAAGAAAACAAACAAACAUAUUUUGAUCCUUCUGAUGAUUCACAGUUUCCAAAUACAGUUUGUUUAUGGUUAAAGGUUUGUAAACAUAAGUUACGGUACAUGCAUAUGAUGGAUAUGAAACUACAGAUACCAUGGAAACCAUAGGGAACCAUUGGAUCAUUGUUUUUAUACAGUAAAGUAGAGAUGACAACCGCUCCGUCUUUGAUGUGUUUAUACCAUGAUUGACCUGACCAAACUAUGCUCAAAGUCACUGGAGCACGACCGCAUCUGUAGGCGAGUUUAAUCUGUACUUAGUUGCGGAGUGUAUUACAGAUACUCUCAUUCGCGCAACGCAGUUGUGAUACUUACGGUGAGGAAAAGUCCUGAAUAUGUUGUAUAUACGACAAGGAACAUUUACCAUAGUUCACACGCGCAUUAAAACUUGCCUAGCAUAAAUAUUCAUUUUAAUUAACUAACCUGUUUUGAGACUCAAAAGGUUCCAGGGGGAAGCACGCCUGUUUCUGAGAAAUAAUCACAUUUUCCGAGCCUAUAUCAUAACGGUGAGUUUGCCGCCAACAUUUGGAGGAUAUUCGAUUGACCGCUGUUGACGAUAGGAAACUUUUAAUACGCGUAUGAAAAGUGGUAAAUGUUCCCUACCGUAAAUCCGACACAUUUGAGUCUGUUCCUCAUCUUAACGUUUGCAUAUGCGUUACUCGAAUGAGAGUUACUACACUCCGCAAUUAAAUCUGUGCUCACGUUGUCCAAAUGAACUGCGACCCUUGUAUUCGGCCAUAAUCAACUUUCAUUCGGUUUUUCUUACGCUACUUUGCAUAUGCAUCAGAUUCAUCGAAACUGCUUAAAGUGACACACUGUACACCCAGCUUCAAUAUAUUUGACCACGGCAGGUAACUGCACACUUUUAAGUCUAGUGCGCUCUGGCGUUGGUUUGAGGCCAUCCUUGACGGAACAAAGUUUUGCCAAACCUAACGUCAGUGCAGUCUCGGACUGUAUAUGACCUCGCAUGGGGAAUUGGGGUAUCAUUCAUUCAUUAACUUAUUUAAAAAAAGCUAUCAUGUUCGUUUUCAGCUAAACAGCCAUGGUGGUAAAUGUAGCGCACACGGCUCUGCUGAGGUGGUUGUGACUGCUGUGCUGGAGACGAGAACGUCACAGACGUGGCCCAGAAGACGGAAGAUGUCUGCACAGUAUUACCUUUACAGAUUUCUGCCAUGGAGGCAAUUAAUGUGCUGUUUUCGGAGACUUUCUUGUUCACUGAACGUUUGGCGAUAUAUACACCGUGGCAACCAACCCUUAACCCCAUGCCCUCUCACCGAAGCUAGCAAUGGGUCAUUAAUAUAUGAAAUAGUCGUCAAUUUUUAAUUUGGCAACAAAAGUUCUUACUCUAAACUCCAGAUUAUGACGCAUGCAUAUUUUAUCUGUGAUAUCGAAGUCUCUUACACCCAAGGCAAAACUAACUUUUUUCUUUCUGCUUCUUUCGCUUGAUAAUUGUAUUUAUUUUGCUGUAGCACAUUCCUUACUUUGGACGCGCUUUGUUUAGCAUCUCUUGAUUUGAAAAAAAAAACACAAGACAAUCUCCUUUUGGAUGCACCUUAAAGUUGCACUCUUAUGCAGACGACCCAUAGCUAGUGACGGAGUGACAGGGGCUGGAUUACAAAUGCCGGCACAAUUGACGAUUUCAGAAACCGGCAGACUUUUCUAUCUUGAUCCACACAGUGUCUGCUUUCAGAGGGCUUCCAUGUCCGUUAAUAUCUUUACCCACAGCUCUGUGGUACAUAUGGCUUAAGUAAGUUUUCGUACUUGUGCUGAAAUGUUGUCAGCCACACGUUGUCGGACUUGGCUGCAGAACUGAGAAGAGUGCCAGAGGAGGCCUGCUUGGCGGCGGAUGAGGAGGUUGGAUGGGGACCCGUAACUACACCUUCUAGUCACUCAAGCAGACGGGACCUUUCUGACAAUGAGGAAGGAGCCCCGGAUGACGCUCAUAAAGACAGAGGUUCAGGACGACUUCUUGUUGUUCAAUGCUCCAGGAAUGGAGACGCUUAGGCUGCCAAAAGAGCAGUCAGUCAACAGCAAAAAUCUUAGGAGAUGUAGGAUUUGGGAUGACAAUGUGAAGGUGGUGGACAGUGGUGAAGAGGCCAGCCAUUGGUUCAGCAGCUUUAUGAACAAGGUAGGAUUGCGGCUCAUGUACUAUGCUCCGGGGAUCCCCAAACGGGAGGCCAUUUCACAGCGGAAGCCUUGGGAGCACAAGGCCCAGCCCGGAGACAGAGCAGCUUUUGCAGACUUUGCAGCGUACAUGAUUGCCUCGACUGACUCGUUGGACGUUCUCAACCAAAAUCUGUCAACAGCUGUCAGUAUCCGGAACUUUCGGCCAAACAUCGUAGUAUCCGGGAAUGGGGCCUUCAAAGAGGAAACAUGGUCAGAAAUCCGGAUUGGAGAUGCAUCCUUCAGAGCUUUAGACUUAUGUGCGAGAUGUCUUCAGACGACAGUAAAUCCAGAUACCGGAGACAAAUGUGUCAAACAAGAGCCACUGGCAACAUUGAAAAAACUGAACAGCAAUCUCGCCUACACAAACAAAGCUAUUUUUGGAGUCAACGCAGCAUUGGAUACUCCGGGACGAAUUCACAUUGGGGAUAAAGUCUACGCGCUCAUAGCUUAAUCUCCUGGAUGCGGUUUUUAAAAAUGUGUAUUGAUUUAUGUCUGGUACUAAUUUGGCAAUACUCUAAACACCUUUUGGAUAGGUAAGAUGAUGAGACUGCCAUUGAGAUAUAAAUCCUGUUGAAAUCCUGGCGACCAUUGUUUUGAUAUAAUGCUAAUCUGACCACAGUUUUGGUCCUAGUUGUCACACACAUUUCAUAAAUAUUCAUAUAAUGUAAAACGUUUAAGUUUGACAUAAUAACGAGCGUUUUUAGUAACGUUUUAGUGACCAUGUUAGGAUGGCCUUUUAGUGCCAUACAUCCCGCCUCAUGAAUUAAAUGUGAUAUAAACUUAAUGCAAAUAGUUUUACAAGUUAUACAAUCAACGACAUGUACUUUUCAACAAUAAGGUUGCGUGUUCCACUGAUUGUUGCGCUUAUUUUAGAUAUUUUGAUAAUGUAUAUAAUAAUACUGUCUUUAGAGACUCACUGAGAAAAGGUGAAAUGUCAAAAGAGUUUAGCUAAGCACCAAACUGGGUUGCGUGGGUAGCAAGAGUCCUUCAAACUUCUCUGUGGAACUUUUUAUUCAUAGAAGAUGUAAGCUGGCAAGCUUUCAUCAUUGUUGAUUUUUCUUUGUUAUAUCCAGAAGUGUUUUUAUAUGUACAUUAUAUUUCCUGAAAUAAAUACAUUUUAUAUACAUGGUA